AUGUUUGAGGACACAUCUGUAAGUUCAGAUGGGGACAAGACUUACAUUAUGUGCUUAGGUGGCCAGAACAUAUUGGUUGCCAAGGUGGUGAAGAGAUUGCAAGGUCGAAGUUCGAGAUGGAGUGUACAAUCAAUCAAUGAUAUGCAAUCAAGUUUUGUGCUAAACUCAGGAAAUCGGGUACCAGUAUGCUUGCCAUUCUUUGAGGAGGACAGUAAGGACGUUAAGGAAGAACUACGCUCUGGACUGCCUUCAACAUACCAAAAUGAGCAAAAUGUGGACAAAGUGCCAGACGUUUUGAACACUGACUAUCGUUUGAGUGAGACACUCAAGGACAACCGAACAGUGGUAGUAGAAUUCUUACUUCUCGGAUUUCAAAAUCUUUACAAAUUCCAAAUCCCUUUCUUUUUUUUACUUUCAAUUGUGUAUGCCAUGACAGUAGCGGGGAAUUUUCUGAUUAUUUCAUUGGUGUCCACCAGCCAAAAUCUUCAAACUCCAAUGUACAUAUUUCUCAGUCAUCUCUCUCUCUGUGACAUCAUAAUCAGCACAAAUGUUACUCCAAAUAUGCUACGGGUCAUUUUACUAGGCAAGACGACCUUGUCAUUUCUUUCAUGCAUCACUCAGUUAUAUUUUGUUGGGUCAUCAGCAAUAAUAGAGUGUUGUGUCCUAACGGUGAUGUCCUAUGACCGAUACUUGGCCAUUUGUUACCCACUGCGUUACACAUCUAUAAUGAAUGCCAGGCUUCCUCAUUACCUUGUUAUAUGUGCAUGGAUUAUAGGCUUUGGCCAAGCAUUAGUUACUCAUAUAGUAGUACUAAAUCUGGAAUUUUGUGACUCAAAUAUCAUUGAUCACUUCUUUUGUGAUCUUGGCCCUGUCCUUGAACUAUCGUGCUCUGACACGCUAAUUAUCCAAAUUGAGGUGUCAGCUGUGACCAUUCUGAUGGGUUUUUCGCAGAUUCUCUUCAUUAUUGUCACCUAUAUCUGCAUCUUUAAUUCCAUUCUUCACAUCUCCUCUGUCAUAGGAAGGAAGAAAGUCUUCUACACAUGCAGUUCCCACCUGGCUGUUGUCUGCAUCUAUUAUGGAACCUUAAUCAUCCUCUAUGUUGCUCCAUCGAGAGGAUAUUCAGCCAAUUUAAAUAAGAUCUUGUCUUUAGUAAACUCCUCAGUUACUCCUCUGUUUAAUCCUAUCAUAUACAGUCUAAGAAACAAAGAGAUAGCAGCUGCCAUGAGAAAACUCAUAAGACCUCAUUUAUAUUCUUGA
This is a messenger RNA of Pseudophryne corroboree (corroboree frog), 1257 nucleotides long. RefSeq names its product olfactory receptor 2A7-like. Gene Ontology annotation, molecular function: olfactory receptor activity; G protein-coupled receptor activity. Lineage: Eukaryota; Metazoa; Chordata; Amphibia; Anura; Myobatrachidae. The transcript is spliced from 3 exons. The record is from RefSeq and is a predicted model, not a curated record. Bases 1 to 1257 code for a protein of 418 amino acids. Gene Ontology annotation, cellular component: membrane. Gene Ontology annotation, biological process: G protein-coupled receptor signaling pathway.